Molecule: messenger RNA, 1446 nt
Organism: Cynoglossus semilaevis (tongue sole)
Lineage: Eukaryota; Metazoa; Chordata; Actinopteri; Pleuronectiformes; Cynoglossidae
Gene: anxa1a
Product: annexin A1a
Exons: 12
Coding region: 158-1171 (337 amino acids)
Biological process (GO): phagocytosis; cellular response to glucocorticoid stimulus; negative regulation of coagulation
Cellular component (GO): cytoplasm; nucleus; vesicle membrane
Molecular function (GO): calcium-dependent phospholipid binding; phosphatidylserine binding; calcium ion binding
Source: RefSeq, a predicted model, not a curated record
GGCGGUCCUGGUGACGUAACUGGGUGCGGACUCUGGUAGUGUGUGUAUAAAUGAGUGUGUGUGUGAAUGUGCUUCACCUCCUGCAGAAUUUCCUUCUGACUUCUCUGCCUCUUCUUUCUCUCAUCUCAACUACACGUCUCCAGCCUCCUGCUCCACCAUGUCAUUCAUCCAGGCCCUCCUGCAGCAGACAGUUUAUCUGGGAAUGCCAGACGACUCUGUCCUGAAGAACGAAGGAACAGUGAAACCUGCUCUGAACUUCAAUCCCAGUGCUGAUGUUGCUGCUCUGGAAAAAGCCAUCAAAGCUAAAGGUGUGGAUGAGAACACCAUCAUUGAAGUCCUGGUGAAGAGAAGCAACCAGCAGAGGCAGCAGCUUAAAGAGGCUUAUCAGCAGAGCACCGGAAAACCUCUGGAGGCCGCACUGAAAGCUGCUCUGAAGGGAGACCUGGAGGAUGUGGUUCUGGCUCUGCUCAAAACCCCGGCUCAGUAUGAUGCUCAGCAACUCAAAAUGGCCAUGAAGGGUAUUGGGACGGAUGAGGACACUCUGAUUGAGAUUCUGGCCUCCAGGACCAACAGAGAGAUUCUGGACAUCAAGAAGGCCUACAAGGAAGAUUACAAGAAGGACCUGGAGGACGACAUCAGGUCUGACACCAGUGGGGACUUCAGAACUGCUCUGCUGUCUCUCUGCAAGGCUGGCAGGACUGAAGGAGUUGCCGAGCAGCUGGUGGACAGUGAUGCCAGAGCUCUUUAUGAGGCUGGAGAGGGACGUAAGGGCAAAGACUGUUCUGUCUUCAUCGAGAUCCUGACCACCAGGAGUGCCCAGCAUCUCCGCAGAGUGUUUGACAGAUACUCCAAGUACAGUAAGGUGGACGUGGCCAAAGCCAUCGACCUGGAGAUGAAAGGAGACCUCGAGAGUUGCCUCACUGCCUUAGUGAAGUGCAUUGGAUGCAGACCUGCAUACUUUGCUGAAAGGCUGUACUUGGCCAUGAAGGGUAAAGGGACCCGCAAACACAUUUUGACCCGUGUCAUGGUGAGUCGCUCUGAGAUUGACAUGAAACACAUCAAAGAAGAGUACAAGAAGAACUACAGCAAGACCCUCUACCAGGAGAUUCUGGACGACACUAAGGGAGACUAUGUGAAGAUCCUGCUGGCCCUGUGUGGAUCUGAACACUAAAAUCGACUGAUCCGUGAUAUCAAAGAUAUGAUCAACAAUCAGACUAGCUGUUAGCAAAAUGACUUUUAACCCUUUAGAAGUUAAUUUUUAACAUGGAACUUUUAUUUAGAAGACAGUAUCUUUCCCAUUACAUUCAACACUCCUGUUCAUUAAUUUUUCUGUGACAGUAUCUGUCUUUACACAUGAGCUGCUUUAACAUGUUUACUCAUCUUUAUCACCAGAAGAACUGAAGGAGCUUAAAUAUUCUGCAAAUAAAAACUUUUUCUGAAGGCCAA